Electrophorus electricus (electric eel) is the source of this 2470-nucleotide messenger RNA. It is a transcript of the gene xrcc6, whose product is annotated as X-ray repair cross complementing 6. Gene Ontology annotation, cellular component: Ku70:Ku80 complex; nucleus. Gene Ontology annotation, molecular function: DNA helicase activity; double-stranded DNA binding; telomeric repeat DNA binding. The record is from RefSeq and is a predicted model, not a curated record. NCBI's taxonomy places the organism in Eukaryota, Metazoa, Chordata, Actinopteri, Gymnotiformes, Gymnotidae. Gene Ontology annotation, biological process: telomere maintenance; double-strand break repair via nonhomologous end joining.
GACCCGGCAGUGAGCGGGGUUUUGCAGUUCUGCUAACCUAUCUAGCGAACUUGUUUUAGUUAUCAUUUAUCCCGCUCUUUGAGUGAGUACAAAGUGAGUAGAGAGGAGCAUACUCCUAAAUGUUUUUCCUGUAAUCAGCAGGGUGACGAGGUAUUUGAGUGAAAUGGCAGACUGGAACGCUUACUACCCGAAGGAAGAUGAUGAGGUUGAACAGGAAGAAGGAGAAGAAUCCGUUGGGGAUUAUAAGAGCAGUGGGCGUGACAGCUUGGUGUUCUUAGUGGAUGCAUCUAAAGAAAUGUUCAUCAAGGGGGAAGAUGGGGAGCCCUCUAACUUUGACAUGACCAUGCAGUGUGUGCGCAGUGUUUACACCAGUAAAAUCAUAAGUAGUGACAAAGACCUGAUUGCAUUGGUGUUUUAUGGGACUGAGCAGAGCAAAAACCCAAGAAACACUUUCAAACAUGUCUAUGUCUACCAUGACCUGGAUUCUCCUGGUGCCCAGCGGGUGCAAAAUAUUGAUAGCUUGCGGGGUGAGGAAGGAGCACAGCUGGCAGCAGAGACCAUGGGCAGUGGACAGACUUCCCUCGGAGACGCUCUGUGGUGCUGCUACAACUUAUACAGUGACAUAAAGCUACGGCUCUCUCACAAACGCCUCAUGAUUUUCACCUGUAGAGAUGACCCUCACGGAGGGGAUAGUACACGGGACAUACGAGCUCGAACUAAGGCUGCUGACCUGAAAGGGACAGGAGUGGUUAUAGAUUUAAUGCAUCUUAAAAAACCAGGAGGGUUUGAUGUUUCCUGUUUCUUCUGUGACAUUGUAAGCCCCCCUGAGGAUGAGCGUGAGCUUGGGCUCCAGCUUGAACCUUGUGGUAAACUUGAGGAUUUAAAGAACAGGGUGAGGGCUAAAGAGAUGAAGAAGAGAGUUCAGAGCAGAUUGACUUUUUCCCUGGGAGAUGGGAUGAACAUCGCUGUGGGAGUAUACCUAUUGGUUAAAACAGCCACUAAACCUCAAGCUGUCAGGCUGUAUGCAGAAACCAAUGAACCUGUACGUACCAAGACCCGCCUAUUUCACACCCAAAAUGGAAGCCUGCUUCUGCCCAGUGAUACAAAAAGAGCCCAGGUUUAUGGAAAAAAGCAGAUUGUGAUGGAAAAGGGUGAGGUGGAUGAGAUCAAAAAGUUUGAUGAUCCUGGCCUGGUCUUAAUCGGGUUUAAGCCAAUGGACUGUUUGAAACUGCACCACCACAUACGGCCUUCACUCUUCAUUUAUCCUGAAGAGGAGCAAGUCACAGGGAGUUCCUGUGUGUUCACAGCUCUGCUGCAGAAGUGUAGUGAGAGAAAUGUGUUUGCACUCUGCAAAUACACUUCGAAACUGAACACUCCACCUCGUUUUGUGGCAUUGAUACCCCAAAGAGAGGUUCUGGACAGUAGUCAAGUCCAGGCUGCACCUGCGGGUUUCCAUGCCAUUUACUUACCGUAUGCCGAUGAUAAACGCACUUUGGAUGUGCAUGACUGUCCUACAGCCUCUGAUGAGCAGGUUGACAAGAUGAAACAAAUAGUGCAUAAACUCCGCUUCAGAUACAGGAGUGAUGCAUUUGAAAAUCCAGUUUUGCAGCAGCACUACAGGAAUCUGGAGGCCUUGGCCCUGGAUAUGUGUGCACCUGAAGCCAUUGAGGACUUUACUAUGCCAAAGGUAAAAAUGAUGGAUGAUCGCCUCGGUCCUCUAGUUCAAGAAUUCAAAGAUUUGGUCUAUCCACCCAACUAUAACCCAGAAAGCAAGACUGCAGCUAAACGUAAACAGGCUGACGCUGAGGGAGCUGUUGACAAGAAGCCAAAGGUGGAGAUAUCAGAAGAUGAGCUGCGAGCUCAUGUAGCCAAGGGCACCUUGUCCAAGCUCACGGUACCUGUGCUCAAAGAUGCCUGCAAACAUUUUGGAGUGCGGACCACAGGGACUAAGAAAGCGGAACUUAUAGAAGCCUUGUUGGCACAGCUUAAUUAAUAAGAUGAUGCUGAAGUAGAUUUUAUGCCUGUAACAUCUUGAAUGUACAUUUAUUUGUGUAAUGGAGGGACCCUUUUGCCAUUAUAGUGGCUGUUGAUAUCUGGUGUCCGAUUUAUAAUCCCUUAUCAUAAAUCUCACUACUCGUAUUAAUCUUUAUGCAUGUCCUUAAAGUUUAAAGAACUUUAGCAAUACUGAAGUAAUAAUGUAAACACAAUUACUAAAACUUUUGCAUUAAUUCUUCUAGAAAGUGUGAGUAAUAACACUUUUCUUUAGGUACAAUGUAGGUAAAGAUUAAAACAAAAAGUAAGUAAAAAAGUAAGUAAAAUAAAAAGUGCUGAAAAGACAGCUCAGAGGAAAUAAAAGGCAAGUAUGUAAAAUAAGGGUUUUAUAGUACUUAAGCAUUUGGGCGUAAUAAGUAGUAGAAGUUGACACUUCUGUUUGUAAUAAAAUUUAAAUUCAUUAAGCAUUUUUGUGAUA